CCAAGGGAUGCUCGUUGCCAUGGAGACGACAGAGCCGGAUGCUGCAUCAACCGCACGGUUAAGCGGAGGCUUUUCAUCACAGUCUCACAACACCGAUUUGGUUACACAUACUCACGCUGUGUGCUUUACGCAUUUAUAUCAGUAAAUAUAUUCAUAGAAAUAAGGAUUUGCUCGCCGCUCUCCCUGCCCCCUGCCCCCUCCCCCUCUUUGCUCCCUCCCCUCGGUGAAGCUAUUGCGUCAAACCGUGCAUGCGUGUUGGAAACUGUCAUGGCGCCAAGGUUCCUGCAGGUGAAGUCCAACAUGAAGAGCCUGGAGCAGGAGCUGCACUGCCCCGUGUGCAAGGACAUCGUCAAGCAGCCCGUGGUGCUGCCAUGCCUUCACAGUGUGUGCCUCAUGUGCGCCUGUGAGGUCCUGGUGGCCAGCGGGUACCCGCCGCCGGACCUCCCCGCGGAGCCCAACUCCCCGGCCUCCACCCCUAACAUGCGCUCCCCGAGACAGCUGCGUAGGCCGACGCCCAAAGCUGAACAGCGGCCCAUUGACCGGGUGCUCCGGGCAGGUCCCCACCCACCUUCGCCAUCCAUGCCCCGCUCGCCAGGGUACCCGGGGCGACGACGCAAGGAGGGCCCGUCCCCGUCCAUGAUGUUCCCCUGCGUCCCUUGCGGCCGUGAUGUGGAGCUUGGCGAAAAAGGCCUCAUCGACUGUUUGCGGAACCUUACCUUGGAGCGCAUCGUGGAGAGGUACCGGCACACGGUCAGUCUGGGCAGCGUGGCCAUCAUGUGCCAGUUCUGCAAGCCCCCGCAGGCCCUGGAGGCCACCAAGGGCUGCGGUGACUGCAGGUCCAACUUCUGCAAUGAGUGCUUUAAGCUCUACCACCCGUGGGGAACGCCGCGGGCGCAGCAUGAGCACAUCCUGCCCACACUCAACUUUAGACCUAAGGUUUUGACUUGCGCCGAGCACGACCAAGAGAAACUGCAGUUUUACUGCAGGUCCUGUCAGCGGCUGCUUUGUUCUCUCUGCAAAUUGCGUCGCUUGCACACGGGACACAAGAUACUGCCCGUGGCCCAAGCUUACCAAGCCCUCAAAGAGAAGAUUACAAAGGAGAUGAACUACAUUCUGUCCAACCAGGACACGGUGCUGGCUCAGAUUACACAGCUGGAGAGCGCCAUCACUCAGACUGAGGUGAACAGCGUGUCAGCUCGUGAGCAGCUGGCCCAGAGCAUCAGGGACCUGACGGCGGCUUUGGCCGAGCGCCACGCCUCGCUCACCCAGGCGCUGGAGGCGGCCCGGCACAAGCGCGGCGAGGCGCUGGCCGCUCAAGUGGCGGAGCGGCGGAGCUUGAUGGAGCACGCGGGCCUUGUCGCGUUCACUCAAGAGUUGCUGAAGGAGACAGACCAGCCCUGUUUUGUGCAGGCUGCUCGCCAGACGCAUAACAGGUUCAGCAAGGCGAUUGAGAACCUUCAGCAUUUUGCUCUGGCUGCUGAUCCGUCCUUCAGACAUUUCCAACUGGAUGUCUCCAAAGAACUCAAACUGCUUACGGAGCUAAACUUCAUCCGAGCUCCUUUGGCCCCAGUCCUCGACACCCAGCACUCCCUGGCUUACGAUCAGCUCUACCUGAGCUGGCGCUUGUCCCCGGACUCGGCGCCCGCCUGGCACUACUCAGUUGAGUACCGCCGCAGGGGGGUGGUGCCGGGCGGUGCAUCCCGGGGGGGCAAUAGGGCCGGUCUGGCGGCCGCCCGCUGGGGUUGGCAGCGACUGGACGAGGUGAGCGGAACGAGCACCGUCAUCGACAGACUGGAAAUGGACAGUGUGUACGUACUGCGGGUGAGGGGCUGCAACAAGGCAGGCUACGGCGAGUACAGCGAGGAGGUGUACCUCCACACCCCUCCGGCGCCAGUGCUGAACUUCUACCUGGACUCUCGCUGGGGUCUUCACGCUGACCGACUGGUGGUGAGCAAGGAGCAAAGAGCGGCCCGCAGCGUCCCCGGCCUCUCCUUGCUGCAGGCCGCCGACCACGCGCUAACUUCCUGUCACCUGACGUCAGACCUCUUGGUGGGAGAUGUGGCUAUCACGCAAGGGAGACACUACUGGGCGUGCUCGGUGGAGCCUGGCUCUUACCUCGUCAAGGUCGGCGUUGGUCUCGAGUCCAAGUUGCAGGAGUGGUUUCAUCUACCAGAAGACAUGGCUAGUCCCCGGUACGAUCCGGACAGCGGUCAUGACAGCGGGGCAGAGGAUGGCAUGGACUCGGCGCCCCCCUUCUGCUUCCUCACCAUGGGCAUGGGAAAGCUCUACCUGCCCCAGCCAACCUACCACCACCACCACCACCACCACCACAACGGUCAACGCUCAGAUCCCAAUGGCAAUGGCCCAUCACCCCCAGCGGGCCUGACCUAUCCGCUGCCGCCCCGCCUGGGCGUGUCUCUCGACUUCGAGAAGGGCCGCGUGGCCUUCUACGACGCCCACUCCCUGCGCCCCUUGUGGGAGGGUCAUGUGGAUUGCUCGGGGCCGGUGUGCCCAGCCUUCUGCUUCAUCGGAGGGGGGGCCCUGCAGCUCCAGGAGCUGGUGGCCAACCGCGGGGCUGACCAGACCCCCGUGCGGAGGGUGACCAUCCAGCCACGAGGCGGCUCCAAUUUAAAUAACUGAUUACAAAUUAGAAUGUUAAGUCGUUUGCCUUUAAAGCAUUUUUACGGCAACAAAUAUGCAAUGUACUUAAGUUUCUUUUGUUUUUAUUUGCAAGAAUCACUGCUAUUAUCAUUUUUGCUAUAGCUGACACCAAUGGAUUACAACACCACCAGAGUUAGCCCUAAAUUAAUAGCAUCAUAAUUUGCUCAUUUUCCUCCAUUGAUAAAUUUGCUUUUUCUGAAAUUCAGCCACCAAAGCCAGCUUCAUUUAGCAAGGUUUGAAAUUGCCACUUUAGGUUCAUUAUGAGCAUUUCAAACAGGUGUAAUAGAUGCGUUAAGCACUGUAUAUUUGAUGCUUGCAUUUUCAUUUAUGAAACUAAUGUUACAGCCCCCACACCAACCAUUUCAUGCCCUUACGUGUCAAAUUGGCGUGCUUUACUUCAGUAAACAUGGACUUGUGGCAUCUAUAACAGUACUCUGAUGCCAUGUUAUUUUUUUAAUGUGGUCAAUUAGCAUUAGGGAGCAACGACAUGGUGAUAGACCAUCGUUAGAAGCUGCAGUUACACCUCUGGCACACAACUAAUCACUAGUUUCCACGCUUGUAUUUGUGCAUUCUAGAAAUGAAACCAUGAUGAGCCACGUCUGUAUGUGUGUAUUUACACCCGUCUGCACAUAGAUGUGUGUGUAUGCGUCCGCCUGAAAAAAUAUGUCCCUGCAGUCAGCCAUCAGUGACAAUUUUUUUUUUUUUUUAAAUCUCUCUUGAUUGUAAGCCUAGCGGGCGUGUUUAAACAAAAGUAAACACAGAAUGAAAAGGGCUUCUCCUGCCUCCCUGCUUUUUGGGUCCACUACUACAGUACAUCACGCAAACAUGACAAUUCUAAACUGUGCUAACACUGCAGGUAUGCUUACCUUUUGCCGUUGACGUGUCAAAGUUGUUCUUUUACUCUAACUUUUAGUCAGGCUAACUGCCAAGUCAUUAGAAAGCAAACUAAAGCGUGGUUAUGUUAAUUUUCCCUCACUGUGACAUCACACAAGGGGCACAAGUGCAGAAUGGCUCGCUGUCUGACACGUUUUCAAAAAGAGGCACAUUAUUAUUUAUUAGAUUGACUUGUUUAAAUUCAUACUUGGGUAGACAGUCCACGAACCCAACUAUUCACGAAACAUGAAAAAAGUCGAUUUUCCACAGUAUGCCUCCUUUAAGGGUGUGUUUUGACACUUGGCCGCUAGAGGGCAUUAAAGCAACAGAAUGCGCUUUACCGUGGUCUUCACGCUCACUGCAACUAUCCUAAAUCCUGACAGAUGGAAUCAAUUUGUUGGACAAAAAAAAAAA
Hippocampus comes (tiger tail seahorse) is the source of this 3948-nucleotide messenger RNA. RefSeq names its product tripartite motif containing 46b (gene trim46b). Gene Ontology annotation, cellular component: main axon. The record is from RefSeq and is a predicted model, not a curated record. The coding region runs from base 268 to 2640 and encodes 790 amino acids. The transcript is spliced from 12 exons. Lineage: Eukaryota; Metazoa; Chordata; Actinopteri; Syngnathiformes; Syngnathidae. Gene Ontology annotation, molecular function: protein binding; zinc ion binding. Gene Ontology annotation, biological process: axonogenesis; neuron migration; anterograde synaptic vesicle transport.